This is a messenger RNA of Salvelinus fontinalis (brook trout), 3655 nucleotides long. RefSeq names its product 7-dehydrocholesterol reductase-like. The transcript is spliced from 6 exons. NCBI's taxonomy places the organism in Eukaryota, Metazoa, Chordata, Actinopteri, Salmoniformes, Salmonidae. Gene Ontology annotation, biological process: brassinosteroid biosynthetic process; cholesterol biosynthetic process. The record is from RefSeq and is a predicted model, not a curated record. The coding region runs from base 794 to 2893 and encodes 699 amino acids. Gene Ontology annotation, molecular function: 7-dehydrocholesterol reductase activity. Gene Ontology annotation, cellular component: endoplasmic reticulum membrane.
CCAAGGGUUCACAUACUUUUUCUACCCUGCACUGUGACUGUUUACACGGUGUGUUCAAGAAAGACAUGCAAACGUAUAAUUGUUUGUGUUAUUAGUUGAAGCAGACUGUUUGUUUGUCUAUUGUUGAGACAUGUUGUCACAUUUUAUGACCCAUUUAUGCAGAAGUCCAGGUCAUUCCAAACGGUUCACAUACUUUUUCUUGCCACUGUACAUGUUUUUGCCAUUGUAGCCCUUAUACAAAGCUCAUGUUAGCGAAUGGAUUCACUACGGAAUUAUUUAAAAAAGGAAAAACUAGGCUCUCAGGAUUUAUGUUGAUUUGUGCUGUACAUGGACAGCACAGUUGGCUUGUGGCACCUUCAUUGCGGAGGAUGGGCUCGUGGUAAUGGCUGGAGCAGAAUAAGUGGCAUGGUAUCAAACGUGUUUGAUGCCAUUCUAUUCACUCCGUUCCAACCAUUAUUACGAGCCGUCCUCCUCUCUGCAGCCUCCACUGAUGGACAGUCACUACAUGGACAGAGAGUCACUGAAAUGUUGGCCUAUAUCAUUCUCGUCAUAUAAUCAGUGUUUUUCAAAUUAGCCUGUAAGAUAAACUGGUCAUGCUUAUCUUUAGAGUGAGCUCUAGCAAAGUUGGCAGUACACCACAAGGCAAAGUCCUCGCAACAUAGAAUGUACGUUAGAUUAGAUCUACAGCCUAAUAAUAACAACUCUCAAAUAAAUUAGAGUAGGCUAUCAAAUUAUAUAUCUUUUUUUUUUACGGAAACAUUUUCAGGAAUUAUGAAUUAUUAUAAAUGCUCCAAUGAUUAUGCAUUUUCACCAUUACCACUCUGUUAUUUCCCCCGUCUCCUCCACACCUACCACUCUGUUAUUUCCCCCGUCUCCUCCACACCUACCACUCUGUUAUUUCCCCCGGCUCCUCCACACCUACCACUCUGUUAUUUCCCCCGGCUCCUCCACACCUACCACUCUGUUAUUUCCCCCGUCUCCUCCACACCUACCACUCUGUUAUUUCCCCCGUCUCCUCCACACCUACCACUCUGUUAUUUCCCCCGUCUCCUCCACACCUACCACUCUGUUAUUUCCCCCGUCUCCUCCACACCUACCACUCUGUUGUUUCCCCCGUCUCCUCCACACCUACCACUCUGUUAUUUCCCCCGGCUCCUCCACACCUACCACUCUGUUAUUUCCCCCGGCUCCUCCACACCUACCACUCUGUUAUUUCCCCCGUCUCCUCCACACCUACCACUCUGUUAUUUCCCCCGUCUCCUCCACACCUACCACUCUGUUAUUUCCCCCGGCUCCUCCACACCUACCACUCUGUUAUUUCCCCCGGCUCCUCCACACCUACCACUCUGUUAUUUCCCCCGGCUCCUCCACACCUACCACUCUGUUAUUUCCCCCGGCUCCUCCACACCUACCACUCUGUUAUUUCCCCCGUCUCCUCCACACCUACCACUCUGUUAUUUCCCCCGUCUCCUCCACACCUACCACUCUGUUAUUUCCCCCGGCUCCUCCACACCUACCACUCUGUUGUUUCCCCCGUCUCCUCCACACCUACCACUCUGUUAGGGAGGUGGACUGGUUCUCUCUGAGCGCUGUGAUCCUGCUGCUGUGCACAGCCCCCUUCCUGGUGUUCUUCUUCGUCAUGGUGUGUGACCAGUACCAGUGCUCGGUCAGCCAGCCCCUGGUAGAGCUGUACAGUGGAGAGGCCACCCUGCACUCCAUCUGGGAUAAGGCCCCCUCCUUCACCUGGACCGCUGCUCAGAUCUACAUCGUCUGGGUCUCCUUCCAGGUGGUGCUCUACAUGUGUGUUCCUGAUAUCACUCAUAAGUUCCUGCCUGGCUAUGCUGGUGGGGUUCAGGAUGGAGCUCGCACCCCAGCGGGCCUCAUAAACAAGUAUGAGAUCAACGGGUUACAGUCGUGGCUAAUCACCCAUGCCCUAUGGUAUGCCAACGCUCAAUACUUCCACUGGUUUUCCCCAACCAUAAUCUUCGACAACUGGAUCCCACUGCUGUGGUGCACCAACAUACUGGGCUAUGCUGUGUCCACCUUUGCCUUUGUCAAGGCCUACCUCUUCCCCACCAAUCCCGAGGACUGCAAAUUCACAGGCAACGUCUUCUAUAACUACAUGAUGGGCAUUGAGUUCAAUCCCCGCAUCGGGAAAUGGUUCGACUUCAAGCUCUUCUUCAACGGGAGACCUGGUAUUGUUGCCUGGACUCUAAUCAACCUCUCCUAUGCAGCCAAACAGCAGGAGCUCUAUGGCUAUGUGACCAACUCUAUGAUCCUGGUUAACGUGCUGCAGGCAAUCUAUGUUCUCGACUUCUUCUGGAAUGAGGCAUGGUACCUGAAGACGAUUGACAUCUGCCAUGACCACUUUGGCUGGUACCUGGGCUGGGGAGACUGUGUGUGGCUGCCCUUCCUCUACACGCUGCAGGGCCUGUACCUGGUGUAUAACCCAGUCCAGCUCUCCACAGCCCAUGCUGCUGCUGUCCUCCUCUUGGGUCUGGUGGGUUAUUACGUCUUCCGCUCCACCAACCACCAGAAGGACCUGUUCCGCCGUACCGAUGGGAAGUGCUCCGUCUGGGGCAAGAAGCCCACCUUCAUUGAGUGUGCCUACCGCUCGGGUGACGGCGGCCUGCACCACAGCAAGCUCAUGACCUCUGGCUUCUGGGGCGUGGCACGCCACCUCAACUACACGGGCGACCUGAUGGGCUCGCUGGCCUACUGUGCAGCUUGCGGCUUCGGCCACAUUCAUCCCUACUUCUACAUCGUCUACAUGACCGUCCUGCUGGUGCACCGCUGUGUGAGAGACGAGCAUCGCUGCAGCAGCAAGUACGGCAAAGACUGGAAGCGCUACACGGAUGCAGUUCCCUACCGCCUGCUGCCUGGGAUCUUCUAGAGUCGAGACAGAGGUUGAAGGAACCCCUGCAUCCUGAAAGUAGUUUAACAGAAGAAGGAGACGUGUGUUAAAUGGACUGUUCACAUUCCAUGGGAAAGAUGUUGAUGACAUUUUGAGCAAAAAUGUGUGUGUGUGUGUCUGUGUGUGCCGUGGUGUCUUUGGAUGUGUAUGUGUGUUUCCAUGUUUCUCUGUAUGAAAAUAUGUAGUACUCAGAGUGAGAUCUUCACUUGUAGUCAGACUGCCAGCUUUGUGCUCUAAGAAGCAACCCUCAGGUACUCUCAGAACUGCUCUCAUUGCUGCCUAGGAGCAUUUCUCCAUAAAUGUUGGUACUAUGGUACAUAGACACUAUGAGAAACUCAAUAAUUGAUUUCUAAUUCAAAUCUGUAUUGAAGUGUGAACACCACAUAACCAUACCGUAGCAGUUAGUUGCCAUGGGUAAAGUAACUACAGCUACAAGUGAGCAAUAAUCUAGAUGUAUUUAUUUUUUUGACAAUGCACUGUCUGACAAAUGUGUCUUCUACUUAGGGAUCAGCACAGCAUUACAUGAUGCUAGCAACAGACUAGUAUAUUAUGUUCAAGAAGCAGUUACAACUAUACAGUGAUGGUUCCUGCUAAAAUUCAUUUGUUAUUUUAAAGUUUGUGCUAAUAGUGCUUUUACUUUAUCCAAAAGUUUUUUUUGCCAUUUGAUUUGAGGUGUUUUCCUGUUUUACCUGCCCUGUGAUAAGUGAUAACUUAGAAAAGUAAAUAUACCUAACAUUCUGA